CCAGCCCUCUCCAGGGACCCUUUUGUUCAGCUCUCAGACAUAAGCACCUUCUCGCCAGCCAAGUGCUUCAGUGGCGACUUCCCCGCCUUGGCAAAGGAGGAAGACCCGGGAGAGCCAGCCCUGACCUGCAGCAGCCCUUCGAAAUGUCUCGAUCCUUCUAUGUCGACUCUUUAAUCAUCAAAGAUUCCUCGAGGCCAGUUCCUUCCCUGCCUGAGCACCCCCACGGACAGGAUUUCCUCAUCCCCCUCAGCAUGCCUUCCCCCCUGGUCAUGUCGGUGUCGGGCCCCGGCUGCCCGUCCCGCAAGAGCGGCACCUUCUGCGUGUGCCCGCUCUGUGUCACUUCUCACUUGCACUCGUCCCGGGGGGGCGGCAGCGGGGCCAUCCCCUUGCUCAAGAGCCAGUUCUCUCCCGGCGGAGAUGCCCAAUACUGCCCCAGGAUGAGCCAUGCCCAGCACCACCAGCAGCAGAGCUCGGUACCAGCCGCCGCAACAGCCCUGGGCCACCCAGCGCAUCACGCACCUGUCUGCACCGCCACCACCUACAGCGUUAGCGACCCCAGGAGAUUCCAUUGCCUCGGCAUGGGAGGAUCCGAUACUAGCCACAUUCCCAACGGCAAGAGGAUGCGGACCGCUUUCACCAGCACGCAGCUUUUGGAGCUAGAGAGGGAAUUUUCUUCCAACAUGUACCUGUCCCGCCUGAGGAGAAUCGAGAUCGCUACCUACCUGAACCUGUCCGAGAAGCAAGUGAAAAUCUGGUUCCAGAAUCGGAGGGUGAAACACAAGAAAGAAGGCAAGGGAACCCAGAGAAACACUCACGGGGGCUGCAAGUGCACUGGCAACCCGGGACAUUACCCCAGGUCAGAAGACGAAGAGUCUUUAUCCCCAUCUUCUGCGAACGAGGACAAAGAGAUCUCCCCUUUAUAA
Molecule: messenger RNA, 923 nt
Organism: Gopherus flavomarginatus (Mexican gopher tortoise)
Lineage: Eukaryota; Metazoa; Chordata; Testudines; Testudinidae
Gene: GSX2
Product: GS homeobox 2
Exons: 2
Coding region: 144-923 (259 amino acids)
Biological process (GO): regulation of DNA-templated transcription
Cellular component (GO): nucleus
Molecular function (GO): DNA-binding transcription factor activity, RNA polymerase II-specific; sequence-specific double-stranded DNA binding
Source: RefSeq, a predicted model, not a curated record